AUGUCUUUUAAUGUACAGGAGUUUUGCGUAUUUACACGUAAAACUAUAUCACGAAUCGAAAAGAACCCUAACGUUUUUGGCGUGCUGUAUUUCCAUAACGAAUAUCCAGAACUAUGCACACUUCCCGAAAUUAUGGCUAAGACACUAAUUACGAAGUUGCCCGACUUUACUACAGCUAUUUGUCAUGCCGUAACGGAUAUUGAUGUAACCGACAAACCGAUCGCGUAUCGUAUAGAAACCAAACACAAUGAGAUUGCGGUGGUUAUGGACAACGAGUUCACCGCUUGCGUGGUGCACAAGUCAAUGUGUAAAAAUCAAUCUAACGAAACGAAUGAGGAA
This is a messenger RNA of Iphiclides podalirius (scarce swallowtail), 339 nucleotides long. The record is from the annotation of a GenBank genome assembly. Lineage: Eukaryota; Metazoa; Arthropoda; Insecta; Lepidoptera; Papilionidae.